Molecule: messenger RNA, 6412 nt
Organism: Linum trigynum
Lineage: Eukaryota; Viridiplantae; Streptophyta; Magnoliopsida; Malpighiales; Linaceae
Source: the annotation of a GenBank genome assembly
UAAGUUUUCUCUACACGAUAGGUUGAUAGAGAAAUGAAAAUUUUGAAGCAAAUAUUACAUAGAUUAACAGAGUGGGAGUGUCUAAAUUGAUACAGUCUCACUAAUUUGCUAUGAACUUAUUAUAUAUGUUACUCAACUUUAUUAUUAACCCACGAACCAACUGCACCUAGGGGUGGGUAUACGGUCCAGUCCGGUUAAAUUGGAUCAAAUUGAUCCGGUCCCAGUCCGGUCUUUUCGGGAAUAUAAGGACCAAAGAUUGGAUUGGAUACAAUCCGGUCUUGAUCCGGUCCGGUCCCAAUUUUAUCUUGAUUUUAGGUGUUGGGGGUCUCUUAUCCGGUUUUUUACCUAAAAUCUAAGCCCGUAUAUGAGAUUGCAUUGUUUGCUAUUCGGUCCCAGUCCGGUCCCGGUCCGGGUUAUACGGUCCGGGACCAAAUAGCCAGCCCUAACUGCACCCAUCCGUCACCCACCCAACCCAACUCACAAAAGAAUGUGGGUGGAUAGCGGGUCAUAAUUAUACCAACUCACUAGUAAGCGGGUUGGUCAAUUUGACACCAAAACCCACCCAACCCGCCCAUUGCCCACCCCUAGCUAUUAGUGUGAUCACAAAUUAUAUUAUUUUCUUAAAAAUAUAGGCGUGGGAAAUUUUACUUAUCAAUAUUACAAUUGCUCAACUGUUCCAUCAAAUAAUUCCUUUCCAUUUUGUAGUAGAGGUGUGGCGGUGGAUCAAAUACACUCUAAUUGAGCAUGGUGGUCAUGUUUACUUUAAUAUAUAAUGCAAAAAACAAAGAAGGUAGCUGCUUACGUACAACAUUGAAGAGUGCUCAGGAUUUAGAUAUCUUCGUAUAUAUUAUCGUAUAUAGUAAUUCGUUGAUAAUGCUGUACGUUAUUAUUGAUGAGCACUGGUUGUAGGUAUCAUUAUCAUUGAUAAUGCUGUUAUUGUUGAUGAUCACUGGUGGUAGGUAUCAUUUAUCGUUGAUAAUGCUGUUGUUCGAUCGGAUGAAUUGGAAUUCCGGCACAGAAUGAAGUAGUUGUGUGCAAGAUACCUAUGUCUCUAAGCGGUACGUUUUAGGGUAUCUUGUUGGGGUUUGCAACGAGAAGAGAGUCGGUGUUCGUAUGUUCCAAUGCGACUUCAUUAUUCUAAAACUAUCUUGCCGCCGGGGUUUGUAACGAGAGAAGAGGCGGGGUUUGCAGGUUGGCUGAUCAAUUACCAAAAUUUCCUCCAUCUCCCAACAUUAUAAAGCUAGCCCGCUUUACUAAUUAAGAACAUAUAACAUUGCCCACUAACCACGAGAGAGAGAGAGAGAGAGAGAGAGAGAGAGAGAGAGAGAGAGAGAGAGAGAGAGAUGGCCGUGCAAGUUCGCCGCUUGGAAGCCCUAAUGGCCACAGUGCUGAUUUCGUUGCUAGUUCUGACAAUGAUCAACGGAGGCUUCCACGGCAGAAUAAUCAUCACUGCUGAAGGUGCCCUCGAUCCAAUGUGCGGUGCCUCCGACACAUGUUUUUGUAAUCCAACAGACUCUGCUUUCCCAGAGGCGGUGGAUAAAGUAUUAUCGGACCUCAGAGUCAGAGUAAAGUGCGAUGUGGCCGACUACAACUAUGGUUCUCAAUAUACCUACAUACAUACUUCUUGUGCUAAUGGUCCCACCUGCGAUGAUUGCUUAAACAGAGCGACUCAAAUAAUGCGCCAGAAUUGCCCGGGCAAAAUUGGAGCUCAGUACGGGAACGAAGAGUGUUGUGCUAGAUAUGAGUUGAACAACUUUUGUGGAUAUCGAUACUUUGCAAAGGAGAAAGAGACGCAUCAUAAAUAAAUUAAAACUACGAGUUAUUAACGGGGAAAGAGAUACAUCAUAAAACCAGAGCGACUGAAGUGAUGUACGACAAUUGCCCGCCCUAACAAACAUGCUAUGUGUAUGCUUGUGCUAAUGGUCCUCUUUUGUUGACCUUUCCGCUUGUAUCGUAUCUUUUUAUUUUUUCUUCGUGUUUUAGUUAAAGUCUGGUCUUUUGCUCCUUUGAGCUUCUUCAGAGCUCCCCUUGUAGUGGCAUAUCAUAUCAUGCUCUUUUAUAGUAGUUCAGCUGCAUACAAACUACGAAGUAUAGUCAGGGACAAUCUUGUAGUUGAGUCGUUGCUGUAGUUCUUUAGACCUGCUGCCUUGGAUAAGCUUCCUUUAAACUUCGGGAUUUCCCUGACACUAUUAUUGCAGAAGCUUCCUUUGGAUAGAAUGACGCCCUUAUGGUCUUAAUUAACGGGGCUAUCCAUCCAAAACAAAUGCUUUAUCUGAGAAGGGGAAGUCCAUCUAUUCCAUAAUUUACCGGCGGUUAGCCGUUUACCUGCGUUACCGAGCUAUAAGAAGUACACUAUAGUCACCGCAAACAUUCUUUGUAAUUAGUUGUAUAGUUCUAGUCUCGGGAAUUAAUUUAUUUGUUUUUAUGCCUUCAAUAUAUUUCACGUGAUUAAAAAUUAGUCUUUGUUAGUUAUGGUGAAUAAAUCAGGCAGACAACUGAGAUAGUCGGGUAGGGGUAAUCCCAAUUCCAACAUGCAUCUGCAUGUACGAGUGAAUGCAUGGGUUAAUGUAUAGCAUGCACUUACCCAAUUGUUGCUUUAUUAGCUAGCUUUCUAUUUCUAGUUAUUUAUGUGUAUGUGGAUGUAUGACAAUUGUUAGAAAGAGUGAGCGUAAGUAAAAGAUAGCUAAAGAAUGCACAAAGUGUGUGUGUCGUGUCUUUCUUAGUUGAGUGUUUUAACUUUUAAGCAUAAGACAAGUUAAUGAGGUUAGUGUGUGUUUGCGGAGAGAUUUUAUUGUCUACAAAAUUUGAAGGAUUUGAAACUCAUAUAUCAUUUGUUCAGAUAUUGCAUGUUGAAUUGGAGUAUUAAGAAGUGAUAUAUAAUUCUUAAACUAGUAUUAAUUUCAGCCCGGUUGACCAAUAGCCUUAAACCUCUUACUAAUCAGACAUGAUUGGAUCCAAUAAUCAUAAGUUGAGAUUUAGUUAUAUAUGCAGAUUCAAAACCAUUUUUUAUGUGUAAUGAAUUGGUACAACAAAUACACGUAAAUAAGUGAAGAUGAACCCGAUAAUGCAUUUUGACUCUUCAUAUAACUAAAAUUGUUUAAGGGAUAAACUAAUUCUACACUCACUCGAUUGGUUGAACGAGUUUUAUUUUUAUCACUUUCAGUAAUUAGUUUAUUCACAUGCUUACUUUGCUCCGACGAAGAAUGAUCAGUGAUAUGUUCACCAAGUUUCAGGCCCUAUCGGCUGUGAAUGGAGAAGAAGCAUUUCGAACGCAAACUGUGUGUGUCGUGUCUUUCAAAACUAUUUUUUAUGUGUAAUGAAUUUAUACAACAAAUACAUGUAAAUAAGUGAAGAUGAACCUUAUUAUUCAUUUUGACUCUUGAGAUAACUAAAAUUAUUUAAGGGAUAAACUAAUUCUACACUCACUCGAUUGGUUUAACGAGUUUUUUUUAUCACUUUAAGUAAUUAGUUUAUUCACAUUCUAUCAAACUACUUUGUUCCGGCGAAGAAUGAUCAGUCAUAUGUUCGCCAAGUUUCAGGUGCUCUGAUUCACACUAUUGGCUGUGAAUAGAGAAGAAGCAUUUCGAACGCAAAAUUGGAGAUCGAAGUCAUUGGGAUGUUUCUAGAUUUCUCUCGAUUCCUGAGGGUGGGAAGAAAGAGAAAGGGAAAUGGGGAGAGUUGUGAGAUACAAAGCUGAGAGAGAGAUGGAAGAACAAACGAAAAAAGAAAGAGGAAGGCAUAGACAGAGUGAGAUGACAAAUUUUAAAGAGUAGGAAAAUGAGGUAGUGUGAAAUAAUUGUCCUUCUGCUUUGCUUAGUGAGUAUUGGUGGGAUUAUUCUUUUAAGUUUUGAAUUAUUUUAGUAGACGAAAUUAUAUUUGACAGAUUAUUUCAAUUUAAAAAUCUAAAUCAAUAUUAUUGUUUAGCCCUGCUGUAGCUUUUGCAGAAGCAACUUCUGGCUGGAGCUUUUAGAUAAGUACUUUUCAAAAAAAGUAGUUGAGUGUUUGGUUAUAAAACUAUUAGAAGUACUUUUUAAUAUGAGAGGUUGUGUAAAAUGACUAUAAACGACGUAUAAUAUAAAAUAUGAAUAAAAAUUCUAAACAAUAAAAAGUAGUCAAAAUGGUUCUUAUUAGAUUUCUUUUAUAAUAAAUAGAAUAAUUUUAUGAUUAUUUAAUUUUUCAAAUGAUAUAAAUGAAAGAAUUAUAUUUUCUGAAAUAAAAUUAACAUAUGGUAAGGAUAACAUUGUAUUUUCAAAACAAAUUUUCGCAGAAGUUCCAAAUCGGAGCUUCUGCUUUUAUGUUAUACAAAAGCGGUUUUCGGAUUUUCAAAAGACGAGAUUUUAGAGGUGUUUGACACUGAUUCAGCUUUUGAAACCGAAAAACACUUCUAAAAGUCGGGCCAAACAUAGGGAUUAUUGUUUAGAUGAUUUUUUCUUAAUGCGAUUAUUGUAAUUUCUGAGAGUUAAGGGGUAUUCGAUAACCUCAAUAUUUUAGCAAUUUUUAUUUGAAGUUUGAAUUGAAAGAUCGCACGUACCGGCUGUUCAACCAUAAAACUUCACACCGUAGGCUAAAUUGGUAGGUGAUAUUUAGCAAUAUGAAACAGUUGAACCACGGUUAAAUUAUAACUUUAGUAUAAAAUACUCUACCACCAACUUUUUGAUACGAUUUUAGAAUCCUUGGUUCAAACAAUUCUUUUAUACAAGUGGAAACAAAGGUUACAAGACAAAUGUUGAACUAUCUAUUGCCAAAAAGCAUAAGUUAGUUAGCGAUAAUGAAUAAUUCAACCCAAAAGACACUUUGCAACUUCUAUCUUUUUAAAAUAAAUGUAUGCUUCUCAUAAUCUCGAUCAUUCAUCAACUUAAAGAGUAACAUAUAUUUCAAGUAUUAUGAUUUUUAUAGGAUUUUAUUUAUUUAAUUAUUUCAUGAAAAUAUAUUUGAUGCAUGAAAAUUACUACAUAUAUUCGAAUGAAAGAUUAGUCGGUCCAAUGGGAUGGUCCAGACCGAAUCGAGCCAUAUAUGGUUUGAUCCAAACCGAAUAAAAGUAAUAACGAUUCGACUUUGUUCCUUGAUUUAGAAAAAAUUUUGGUCGGGUCCGAGUAUAGUUUGGUCCGGUCUUGGACCGAAUCGACCAAUGCCCACCCCGAAAGGUGGAUCCCAGAACCCAACCCACUGCAAACUGCAUCCGCAUAGGGAUGGCAAUGGGUCGGGUUGGGGGGGGUUUUGCCAAACCUGAACCCAAAACCAUGGGUUUAUCUGUAAAAAAAAACCCUGGGUAAAACCCGUUGGGUUUGAAUAUCUCAAACCCAUCCCAACCCGCUGGGUAUCUGCGGGUUAAUGGGUACCUGUGGAUUUUGUAGUAAAAAAUUUAUAAUAACAAGUUUCUUCCAAAUAAAAGUCUAACAUCAACUUUCUCAUAAAAAUUAUCCAUACAAAAAAACACUUAUCUAGAGCAUACAAGCAAACCCCAAAUUAUCAAUACUAAUUGUUUAAAAUUAAAGAUAAACAUCUAUAAACAAUGAUUAAUUGAUAGCUUCCUUCCUCCUUGUCAACUAAGCUUCUUCACUCUCCAGUCCAUAAUAUCAACUUCAUCUCCACUGCAUAAUAUCAACUUCAUCGAACACAAUUAGAAAUAAUAAAUUAGACAUGCCUCCACAAACAUAAAGAAGAUUAGUUGUUUAAGGAAGAUAUAUUGUUUAGAGUAUUAAAUAUACCCAAAAAAUUAAUUAUAUGAGUGUGGGCGAGUACUCAUGAGGCUGGUUUGCCUAAACCCAAACUCAACCCCACACGGUGAUGUUGUAGCGGGUUUAAACCCGAACCCGACCCAAAACCUGUCAACACGUAUUUUACCUGUGUUGACCGGAUUGGAUAGGGUAGGGUACCCAUCGGUUUGAGUUUUGUUGUUAUCCCUGAUCCGCACCUCCUUUUAGUUUUUUGUUAGGAAUUAUUUUGGGCCUUUAUAUGGUAGUGAGAUGAAUGGUAGGAGAUUGAGUUUUGUAGGAUAACCUAGUUUGAUCCAAUAAAUUAUGCAUUGGACUUCAGCCCCGCCCCGUUUGAUCCAAACAAUCAAAGAUCCCAUUGGACUUUUGCCCCCGUUUGAUUCAAGAGUCAAGACAGUCCCGUAAAGCUUCUAUUAAUGAAAAACAUUAGCCCAGAUCCAUAUAUGCUUAGUAUUCCCGGCCUUCCUACAAAUCAUAUAACUUAUUAUUAUAAAAUUAUAGAAUAAUUAUACAAAAUAAUUGUUGAAUGGGUUGGUAACUUUGGUCUAAAAAUUAUAUUUUGAUGACGAGGUGCAAAUAUUCGAGGAUACGAUGCUCAUAAUACUCAACAAACUAAUGAAAACGAACAAUUCAUGCUAACAAAGCUAUUAAUAUGACCACAAAUUAUUUUUUUUUCUUAAGAAAUAGGCAUAGGUAAA